This is a messenger RNA of Tuber aestivum (summer truffle), 1824 nucleotides long. The record is from the annotation of a GenBank genome assembly. NCBI's taxonomy places the organism in Eukaryota, Fungi, Ascomycota, Pezizomycetes, Pezizales, Tuberaceae.
GAGUACAAUCAGUUCUCGUUCCUCCCUUUCAUUCCAGUCACCACCCUCAGAACCCAGACAAGCUGAACAGCCACCAGCGAUCGUCUAGCGAUCACCAAAAAGCUUGUUCCACCGUAUCGCCUGUCACGAUUGAUAUCCAGCUCGAUAUCGAAGAUUUCCUCCACCAGCACAGUCUCGUGAGCGGGGACAAUAGAGGGGCUAUGGAGGCAGAAAUACAACCACAGACAGAGGAAGACAUUCCGAGCAGCUCUUCUGAGGACGGGUUUGAUUUGUUGACUUCAGCACCCACUCAGAAGGAGUUACCGAACAGAUAUUCUACAGCCGCGGUUGAGCCUCCUCCGUCCGAAGAAGAUUGGAGCGUUAAUGACAUGGGUGGGGAUGGGGAAGUUGCUGCAAAAUUUCAUACCUCGGCGAUCGCGAAGCCGCCUCCUAGGAGACGAAAGGGAGGCGGUGUCAAGCUUUAUCAUGGUGAUGACAAGGAGCGCAGGGAGCCGAUGUCGCCCCAGAAGACCGGGGAAAGCUCAACAUCGUCGGACGGGCGCGAAACCAACGACAAAGCCCCUAGGAGGGGGAAAGGAAGAUUGGUCUCGGGAGACUAUGCGAAUAAUAGACGGCUCGUUUUUCUGUCUCAAAUCUCGUGCCGAGCAUACCUAACACGCAUCACUAGCAUCCGUUUCGCCCCUCUCAACAUCCCACUAAAACGCCGUCUCCAGACAACCGCCGUCCUUUGGCACACAUUUGCAAUCGCACUCUUCGUCUCACUCUUCUGGUUCCUCCUUGCGAUACCCUUGACCUGGCCACUACUAAUACCUUACCUUAUCUACGUGCUAUACUCCAACUCCCACCGCGACGGUUCGUCCCCCGUGAUCCGCUCCUCACUAUUCCGCUCACUUCCUAUGUGGCGUCUCCUAACGGGCUACUUCCCACUAAACCUCCACCGCAGUAGUCCUCUUCCCCCAGGCCGAAACUACAUCUUCACCUAUCACCCCCACGGGAUAAUAUCCCACGGAGCCUUUGGCCACUUUUGCACAGAGGGCACGACCGGCUUCGAAAAACUCUUCCCAGGAAUAAAAAACACCCUCUUAACCUUGGACUCCAACUUCCGCAUCCCAUUCUACCGUGAAUACCUGCUGAAACUCGGUCUUGCCAGCGUCUCCCGUCGCAGCUGCGAAGCGCUCCUCCGUGGCGAGGGUGAGACAAAGCAAUCAUGGCUCGGCAGGAAAUUUUCCAAAUCUCCGCCCUCGCCACCCACCUCUAGCGGCCGUGCAAUCACCAUUGUCGUAGGCGGCGCACGAGAAAGUCUCGAAGCGAUCCCGGGAACCAUGAGACUGGUCCUCAAGCGUCGCCGCGGCUUCUUGAAAAUAGCUAUUCGCGAAAACGCAGGUGUAGUGCCAGUCUUAUCAUUCGGCGAGAACGACCUAUACGACCAAAUGGUACCCAACUCCAAUUCACUCAUCAAAAAAUUACAAAUGCUCGUUAAGAAGACCGCAGGAUUCACCGUCCCGUUGUUUCACGCCCGGGGUGUGUUUAAUUAUGAUGUUGGCUUCCUGCCAUAUAGAAGGGAGGUGAAUACCGUCGGUAUGUGCCCCCCCUUCUGUGUUUCGUUGGUUUACUAGGGGGUGAAUAAUGUGGAUAGAUAUUGACGACACAGUUGGCCACCCGAUAUUCCCGAAGCAACAAAGCGAUUCUCCGAGGGAUCCAGAAGUGGAUGAGCUACAGGAGAGGUACAUUGCAGAGCUGCAGAGGCUUUGGGAUGAGUGGAAGGAUGUGUUUGCGAAAGAUAGGCAACCCGGGGAAGGAGGGGAAUUGGUAUUUUUGGAGUGA